This is a messenger RNA of Polypterus senegalus (gray bichir), 1623 nucleotides long. RefSeq names its product CD209 antigen-like protein C. Gene Ontology annotation, biological process: immune response; biological process involved in interspecies interaction between organisms. Gene Ontology annotation, molecular function: carbohydrate binding. Gene Ontology annotation, cellular component: external side of plasma membrane. The record is from RefSeq and is a predicted model, not a curated record. Bases 56 to 1048 code for a protein of 330 amino acids. Lineage: Eukaryota; Metazoa; Chordata; Cladistia; Polypteriformes; Polypteridae. The transcript is spliced from 6 exons.
GUUUUGAGCUUCCUCCUCCUUUACUUCACAACUCAGUUACUUUUAGAGAGCAACAAUGAUACAGUUGAAUAAUUGCCUCAUGCCUCAAGAUUAUGAAGCCAGCUAUGAAAAUGAAAUAAAAAAUAAAAAAUAUGGAGGACAACAAGAAGAUCCAAACCCUCCUGCCAGUCCAGGCAAUAAACACCGUUUGUUGAAGCUGCUGCUGCUGAUAUGUGCCAUGCUGGUGGCUGCCAUCAUCUUCCUGACAGUGUACCAUUUCUCUAAGCUUAAUGACAAGCAGAAAGACAUAGAAGAGAGAAAAAUUGCAUAUUACAACUUGACCAGCAACUACAGAACUCUGUUGAAGACUCAUGCCAUCCUACAAUCUCAAUACACAAAAAACUACAGUGCUGUGGUGGAAAGUCAUGCUGCCUUAGAGACUCAGUGUAUAAGAAACUACAGUGCUCUGCAGGAAAGGCGUGCUAACUUAGAGACUCAAUUCACAAGAAAUCAGAGUGCUCUAAUGAGAAGUCAUGCUACAUUACAAUCUCAGUGUGAAAUUCUAAAAAAGGACCAUGCUGAACUUCUGGCAUGGAACAGAAAAUUAAAGAAAUGCAAUAAUCCUGUUAUGAACAUGACUCAGGAAAAUGUUUCAUGUGCAGAAGGCUGGUUGCUUUUUGAUCUCAAGUGUUAUUUUUUCUCCACCGAUAAAAUGACCUGGCAGUUGAGCCAAGAACAGUGCAUGAGUAUGGGAGGACACUUGGCGGUCAUAGAAAAUAUGGAGGAGGAGAAUUUUUUAGAAGAUAAAGCUAAUAUCCUGACAGGUGAACAAUAUGGUUAUUGGAUUGGCCUAACUGAUCUGGAGAAAGAAGGCCGGUUUGUCUGGGUGGACAGCAGACCUCUAGACCCAAAAUACAGGUUCUGGGACAUGACUGAGCCUAAUGGUGGCCAAGAAGAAAACUGUGUACAGAUGUGGUUAUUGUCUCAGUGGAAACGUUGGCAUGACUUCCCAUGUGAAACUACAGCAAAAAGGAUCUGUGAGGCAUUUGCAACUCUGCUUCCUAUUUAAACUGCUGUCAGAAGUGUCAGCCAUAUGACGGAGCUACUGUCUUCACACAUUAUGAGGAUUGCUUCAGCAGUAAAUCAUGCAGCUGUUAGCUUGUGCAGGGAGUAGAAGGUUAUCUCAUCUUGUCAUGUUCUGAGGAAGGCUUGAGCAAACAGCAAAUUCUGUGUAGUUUAUAAAAUGAAAAGCUGUCAUCUUUUUAAAAUAUUUGUGUUGCUGCCAUUUUGUGAACAGUAAUGGGAUAAGCAAUGUCCCCCCAUACUGGAUAAGCAGAAUACAAAAUGAGUGAAAUGAGAAACCUUUAUUUCCAUAUGAGGAAACAACUAUCGUAAUUUUUAUAUAAUCUUUUAAUGAUUGUAUAUCAGUCCAAACGUAUUACAUGCCAUAGUGAAAUCCUUUCAGAAUUUAGGAAAACUAACAUUUUAUAGAUCUGUGCUUUUCUUAUAUUUAUUUGACUAACAAAUGCCACAGCAUUUACCACCUAAUGCAUUUCUGUGCAUAAAUAUCCAGGUGAUUAGAAAGUUUUCCAGAAUUUGAGAAUUAAAUUUAUUUUCAUAUUUUACUUGCAUGGUAAAGCUAUG